GAAGCAUCCGAAAUGAUACGAUCAGAUUAUCAAGAAUAUUGUCGAGGAACUACUUGAUGCAUAACAUUCAUAAUUUCUACGAAGAACUUAAUCCAAAGAUUUAUAAUAAUUUAGAACAUCAAAACUUAUAUAUAUUGAAUUUAGAUUGUGAUUAUGCUAUUGAUGUUUUACGACAGGCGCACUCGAAAAGAAUGUUCGUCGCUCCGGCAAAGUGGUUGCUUUUUCAAGAUCGAAAAACCAUGACUGGUAACGAUGAUAACGUCAAUUCAACUUUUACAUAUGAUGACUCUGUGUUGGAAAUCUUCGAGGAUUUGGCGAUUUAUCCUGAUAGCGACGUGAUCCUCGCGCGAAGAUUCGAUGGCGAUUUUCUUGAAUUAUUAUCCGUAUAUCGACCAAGUCCACAGAGAGGUGUAAUAUGGGAAAAUCGUGGAAAUUGGACGAUCGAGAAUGGUUUACAAAUGAGCACUUCCGAUGUGGCUUCAGCACGAAGGAGAAAUCUUCAACAGACGGCUCUUAAAUCUUGUAUCGCGAUGACGGAUCUUAAUACCAUCAACCAUUUGACUGACUUCAAGGAUAAAUCCGUAGAUCCUGCCACAAAGGCAGGAUAUCCUUGGAUACUGCAUUUAGUGAACCGAAUGAAUGCAACGAUAAGUUUCGAAGUCACGAACAACUGGGGAUAUCGCACUGAGAAUGGUUCUUGGAGCGGAAUGAUCGGGAUGUUGGAACGGCGUGAAAUUGAUAUCGGUGGUACCGGCAUAUCUCUCACGCCGGAACGUAUUGGUGUUGUACAAUACAUCCAAUUGUAUAUACAUACGGGUUUGCGUUUCAUAUUUCGGCGACCUUUACUGUCGACUGUGAGCAACAUAUUUAUUCUGCCUUUUCAACGAAAUGUCUGGAUAGCAAUUGCAGUAUUUCUUGUUUUGGUUUUUUGUUUGCUCUACUUAUCCAUCAAAUGGGAAUACCAUCGCGGUAGAGCGACAGAAUCAGCAGCCUACUGGAAUCAGCUAAAUCCCACCAAGCCAACAGUCAGCGAUAAUUUUCUCAUUCUUUUAGGCGCAUUUUCUCAGCAAGGAUAUUGGUACGAACCCUUCAGAGUUUCGUCUCGAAUUGUUACUCUUAUGUUAUUACUGGCCUCGCUGAGUUUAUAUGCGGCUUAUACAGCGAAUAUCGUGGGUUUGCUGCAGUCUACCACGGAUUCUAUCAAAACUCUUUCGGAUCUUUUAGACAGUCUUUUAGACAGUCCUUUAAAACUGGGUAUGUAGGAUGUAGUAUACAAUAGAUAUUUUUUCAAGUCUUUCCAAGAUUCCGUUAGGAAGACAAUCCUAGAACAGCGAAUCGAGCCGAAAGGAAGCAAAUAUAACUGGAUGCCUAUGGAAGAAGGUGUACGUCGCGUAAAAAACGAACUCUUCGCAUUUCAUGGUGAAUUUGCUGCGAUUUACCAACUGAUGCAAGACACAUAUUUGGAGGAGGAGAAGUGCGGUUUGUCCGAAAUCGAUUUCCUAAAUCUCAUAUAUCCUGCUUUUGUGAUACAAAAGCAAUCACCUUACUUAGAGAUAAUAAAAACUGGAGCUUUAAAGUUGCGAGAAUACGGACUUAAAUAUCACGAGGAAUAUCACUUAUAUACGAGGAAACCAGUAUGUUCGAGUCAAACUAGUUUCAUCACUAUCGGUUUCACAGAAUGCUACUUCGCCCUGGUCAUAAUGGGUUACGGAAUACUUUUUUCUAUAAUCAUAUUUGCGUUCGAGUUAUUGUGGCAUAAGAGGCAAACUAUGAACGCGAUUAAAGAAGUGUCAAAUGCAGAAACUAACGUUAUGGUAUAUCUUGAUUAAAUGCCUGC
Molecule: messenger RNA, 1837 nt
Organism: Trachymyrmex cornetzi
Lineage: Eukaryota; Metazoa; Arthropoda; Insecta; Hymenoptera; Formicidae
Product: probable glutamate receptor
Exons: 10
Cellular component (GO): membrane
Molecular function (GO): ligand-gated monoatomic ion channel activity
Source: RefSeq, a predicted model, not a curated record